AUGCAGCCCGACACGCUAAGCAGCACGGAACAGACGCUUUUCGUCACUCUCAAGGCUCGACAACUUCUAGGUGACAGCUUGGCAGCAGCUGUCGUCGAGCAGAUCGAUUACGACUUCGAUAGACUUCAAGUUGGUUCCCUUGUUGCUGGCGUCAUAGGCCUUCGGUCAGCGCUGUUUGACAAAUGGAUACGCGACUUUCUCACCCGACACUCUCAUGCCAACGUCAUCCACUUAGCUUGCGGGCUCGACACUCGCCCACACCGGAUUUCAUGGGGCGACAGCGUUCGUUGGAUUGACGUCGAUCUCCCAGAUGUUGUAGAUUUACGGCGGGAGUUCAUGCCAGAACCGUUGAGGGCCAACCAAUACAGCCUCAUGGCAGGCUCUGCCCUCGAUUCGGCCUUUAUACAAUCCCUCCAAAAUGACCGGCCAACCAUUAUUGUCAUCGAAGGUCUCGUGCCGUAUCUCACCACCUCAGAGGGCGAGGCCAUGAUUGCCGAUUUGUGUGGCCAUUUCAAGACGGGGGAGCUGAUAUUUGACAUUACCAACUGGUACACAACCCUUAUCGAGAGACUCGUCGGCUCCAUCAAGCACACAAAGGCGAAGCUUAGGUGGACGUCUGACAAGCCGAAGAAUCUGGAGAAGGUUCAUCCGGGCUUAACAUUGCUCGAGGCUCAUCCCUUGUGCACCCUCGAUGGUGUCAGGAAUCUGCCAUUGGGUGGUCGGAUUUUCUUGUGGUUGCAAUCUCUGAUUCCUUUCACCAGAUACAGCGCUCAGUAUUUGCGACUCGCAUUUUAA
Podospora anserina S mat+ is the source of this 795-nucleotide messenger RNA. RefSeq lists its product as uncharacterized. The record is from RefSeq and is a predicted model, not a curated record. Gene Ontology annotation, biological process: methylation. The transcript has a single exon. Gene Ontology annotation, molecular function: methyltransferase activity. Bases 1 to 795 code for a protein of 264 amino acids. NCBI's taxonomy places the organism in Eukaryota, Fungi, Ascomycota, Sordariomycetes, Sordariales, Podosporaceae.